Molecule: messenger RNA, 2116 nt
Organism: Bombus terrestris (buff-tailed bumblebee)
Lineage: Eukaryota; Metazoa; Arthropoda; Insecta; Hymenoptera; Apidae
Gene: Srp19
Product: signal recognition particle 19 kDa protein
Exons: 2
Coding region: 46-507 (153 amino acids)
Biological process (GO): SRP-dependent cotranslational protein targeting to membrane, signal sequence recognition; SRP-dependent cotranslational protein targeting to membrane
Cellular component (GO): signal recognition particle, endoplasmic reticulum targeting
Molecular function (GO): 7S RNA binding
Source: RefSeq, a predicted model, not a curated record
UAUUGUGUAAAAAUUAAGGUUUGAAUUAAUAGUAUCGAUUAUUCCAUGAAACUAUCGAUAACAUCAAAUAUGGCGCUCGCAUGGAACCCAUCAAAGAAACACAGCGAUCGUGAAAGAUGGAUUUGUAUCUAUCCGGUAUACCUAAAUAGUAAAAGAACUCUAGCAGGUGGUCGAAAACUUCCAAAAGACAAAUGUGUCGAAAAUCCAACAUAUCAAGAAAUUCGUGAUGUUUUGGUAGCAGCUGGUUUCAACGUUGGAGUAGAAAACAAACAACAUCCACGAGAACGUAGCAAAGAAUUAUUAUUUCGCGGACGUAUUCGCGUACAACUCAAAAAUGACGAUGGUACUCCUGUGAAAUCAGAAUUUCCCACUAGAGAUUCGGUUUUGGCAUAUGUGGGCACGACCAUUCCAAAGUUAAAAACUCGACAAGGAAAGCAAUCCAGUGAACAAUCUUCUCAGUCGUCAAGUUCAUCGUCAAAGAAAGGAAAAGGAAAGGGGAGAAGAUGAUAAAGAUAUAUAAUAUCACUAGAACAUAAAAAUAUUUGUUACUUACAUAUAUUUUUGUGUUGCAAUGAGAAUUAUUCUCAUGUACAAAAAUAUUAUAUUACAACUUGUACAAACCUUUUAAAGGGAAGUUUUAAACUGAAUGCAUUCAUACAUACAAAUAUCUUAAAACUUUUGUUAAAUUCUUUUAUUAUUCAUCAUUAUAUUGUAAUCCUGAUAGUCGUGUUAAUUGUUUGUUUUCAUUUAUAUCUUGAUACUUUACUAUUGAAGGAAUUUGUUCGAUCGUUUUGAAUAUUCAAGUUAUUAUUCUCAAAAUUAGAAGGUAAUUACUUUGAUGAACCAGUUGGAGACUUUAAUGCUGUUUCUGUAUUGUGUGGUACAUAGUGCACCAUAUAACCACUAGGGGGAGGAUGAGAUACUGGAAGAUGUGGUUCAAUCAUACUCGAUAGUGGAACCUAUAAAUUUAAUAUACAUAUGAUAGAAUUUUCCCAAGUUUAUUAUCGCUUGUAAUAAAGUAGUACAUACAUUCUUGUGGAAAUUUGGUUGAGCUAAUCCUACAAUAGGUGGUUGCCCAAUUGGAAACAUUAAAUUGUUCUUAAGAUUUUUCCUUGCUUUUCUAUUUUCUCGUGCCUCAAAUUUUUAAAUAUAAGUAUUAAACAGAAUUACAAAAAUAUAUGAAUUACAUUACAUUACAUUUUGUAUUACUUACUUCAUUGAUACUUCUAAGAAACGAUCCAUUUGGGUGCAACAUGUCUUGGAGCUCUGAUCUGGCAUUUAUUAACUCACUUACUGGCGCGCUAACUGUUUUUACUAAUGUACUAGGAAUAUCAUGUAAUGUCUUGAUAUGUGGAUGUAAAUCAGGAUGUAAUACAGAUUGUAAAAAAUUAUUCCCUAGCAAAUGUGGUAAUCUACUUAUUGUAUUUAAAGCUGGAUGUAUAAUGGAAUUCAAAUGCGGCGGAAUAGGUAGUGGAGGGAUAUGUGGUACUGGAGGAAUAUGUGGUACUGGAGGAAUAUGUGGUGGAGGAAUAUGUGGUAAAGGAGCCCCAACCAUAGAAUCGGAUGAAGUUGUGUUUGAAUCUUGUUCAUUUAUAAGUAAAUCUGUAUUAGACUUAAUAGUAGGAUUACUUGUUUUUUCUGUAUCAUUGUCAUCAUUAUUUGAAUCACAAUCUCUUACGAAAUGUGCAUGACCUUUUGAUGGUCCUCCAGUGAGAAAAUAGUUUGCAACUUGGUGAGCAUCACCUGAGGAUUAUUAAUAUAUUGAUGUAUGUUAAUAAUUAUUUUUAGUUUUCUUAUUGCAAUUACCUAGUUUAAGAUGUCGAUUAGAGCCUGAUACACCACGUGAAUCUCGCUGCUUUUGUUCAGUCAGUGCUUUGGAGUUGGUACUCAAAUCAAUUUCCUUCAAAUGCUUUCCAGAAGGUAUAUUGUAAUCUAACAAAGCAAAUUAAUAUAUACAAUGUAAUACUUUUCUUAAGGCAUUACCUUUAUAGCCAUGGUACGCACUAGAAUAAUUGAACUUUAUUGAUGUAAAUGGUUGUAAAUUGUGAAUUUUAGUACAAGAGACAUUAUGUGUAUACACUACAAUAUGAUAUAAAAUAAAGAUUAAUGAUAUUAA